AUGUUUAAGGAUUUUCUUGAGAAAAAGUUAGAAGAUAAAGGAAAGCAAAUCGAACAAAGGAGUAAGCUAGAUAAAGAAGUUGUACAGCUAAAGUUCAAAGGUAACCAGAAACAAUUUGAGCUUAAUGCCGAAUUAGAUGCCAUUUUUGAAAGCAUUGAAACUGAAAGUGAAAGCAUCGAGCCAAAUUUGUCGCAGAUCAAGAAACUUUCCCAAGAAGGCAGGCAACGUAUUCGAAAGCGACAGAAGCUGAUAAAAAAUCGCUGAUAAAAGUAGGGACGGCUGGCAGGUUGUAGCCGAGUACGAGUCGGACGAGCUUGCAUCCGGCUCCGAAGAUGAAAAGCUUCUUAAGAAGGCAAGAGAAGCGGCGAGCCGCAAGAGAGAGACGUCAAAAGGAACAACUCUCCAGUGAUCGUGGAAAGAAACCAAGAGUUGCUUUGGGCGCUGAUAAUCAGCUUUUUGUGGUAAGAAAAAGAGCCUCCUCUUUACUUCGUAUUUGUUCAUAUGUGUUUUGGAUCUGCUUGCGCAUCCUACCAUAUUUCUCGUGUGAUUUGUUUGUAUUACGGGAAUUUAAGGGUAAAAUGAUUUACGUUCGUUUGAGCGAAGCGAAUUAGAACGUAAAUGUAUUUUCCCAGAAACUCCAAGUAAUUAGUCGCACUUGUUUUCGUCUCAAACCUGCCGCACCCACUAUUGAGCAUUCUGUUUUGCAUGGAUGUCUUGAUUGGCCAGUUAUUAGUAUUUGUACUCUCCGUUGUCUCUCGAGUACCAUUCACGCUCGCGGUUCCAUACAGUUUAUUCAUCUUUCUGGUUUACGCCCCCCACCCUCCCCCUCCCGUUUACUACAGGUUUCGUCAUUGCUUUUAUCUUUCAGGCCGUAGAGACGCUUCUGACGAUUUCUUUCGCGGUUUCAAAUGCGGCAAAUUUGGACACUGGACCAAGGACUGUAGAUCCAUGUUCUGGCCGAGAAGUUACCAGUCCCCUAGCUACAAUUCUUGCCCUGUAA
Porites evermanni is the source of this 1000-nucleotide messenger RNA. Lineage: Eukaryota; Metazoa; Cnidaria; Anthozoa; Scleractinia; Poritidae. The record is from the annotation of a GenBank genome assembly.